Molecule: messenger RNA, 1915 nt
Organism: Apodemus sylvaticus (European woodmouse)
Lineage: Eukaryota; Metazoa; Chordata; Mammalia; Rodentia; Muridae
Gene: Ndufaf1
Product: NADH:ubiquinone oxidoreductase complex assembly factor 1
Exons: 5
Coding region: 248-1234 (328 amino acids)
Biological process (GO): mitochondrial electron transport, NADH to ubiquinone; mitochondrial respiratory chain complex I assembly
Cellular component (GO): mitochondrion
Source: RefSeq, a predicted model, not a curated record
GCCGGACUGAGCGGAAGCCGUUUGUGGGGUUAGAGAAAGGUCUGGGAGGCCGGCAAGAGUCCUGACAGAUGAGGGUUGAGGGACUGCCACUCUUCGGGAGCGCCUAGCUUCCGGAGACUGGGGACGUGAUCAACUCCGCGCCAGCCGAGAGGGGAACGCCUGGUCAUUAGAGUGGGAUUGGGCUGGUCGCUGAAGCUUGUUUUCUUAGCCCAGGCAAAGUUUUACAUUUUAAUACGCUGUUCUUACAAUGGCUUCCAUUCACAGAGUGCUGACUGGUACUUAUAUUCAUAGAAGUUUCCUGAGACCCAGGGCUGCAUUACCUCCAUUUGUGGGUAAUCACUUUGUAGACUAUUCUUCCAGUAGUCUUCAGAAAAAAGUGGCUUCUGCUGAUAGAGUCUCCCAGCAGGGAAAGACUGAAGAGGGCUUACAAGGACAUGACCGCAAAGAAGUUGCUUUGGAUGUACCUUCUCCUGACAGCACGCCUGAAGUUAGUUUUGAUAAAGCAAUUAGAGAUGAAGCAAUGGAACAUUUUAGACGUUUGAAGGAUGAAAUUGUGGCUCAUUUGAGAGGUCCAGAUGGCCGCCCACUGGAAGAGGUCAUAAUGGAACAGGCCAGGGUGGUCUGGCAGUUUCGUGAAAAAGAAGAUUUGGAUAAGUGGAUAGUGACUUCUGAUAAGACAAUUGGAGGUCGAAGUGAAGUCUUCUUGAAAAUGAGCAAGAACAACCGCAGUGCCCUGCUUUACGGGACUCUGAGCUCCGAGGCGCCUCAGGACGGGAACAGCAACCAAAGUGGCUACUGCGCGAUGAUCUCCAGGAUUCCAAGGGGUGCUUUUGAGAGGAAGCUGUCUUAUGAUUGGUCUCAGUUCAAUACUCUGUAUCUCCGAGUCCGUGGGGAUGGACGGCCUUGGAUGGUGAAUAUCAAGCAAGACACGGAGUUUAUCCAGAGAAAAAAUCAGAUGUACAGUUACUUCAUGUUCACCCGUGGGGGCCCCUACUGGCAGGAUGUCAAGAUUCCUUUCUCCAAAUUUUUCUUUUCAAAUCAAGGAAGGAUACGAGAUGUCCAGGGCCCACUUGUAUUGGACAAGAUCUCUUCUAUAGGACUCACUCUGUCUGAUAAGGUGGAUGGACCAUUCUUCCUGGAAAUAGAUUUCAUUGGCGUGUUUACUGAUCCAGCCCAUACAGAAGAAUUUGCUUAUGAGAAUUCUCCAGCUCUUAACCCAAGACUCUUCAAAUAGAGAACUGGACUUAGAGCAGUGAGCACAAAGCAGAUGGAGCCUGUCUACCCAGCCACCCCACUGCAGUACUUACCCAAGGCGGUCAUGCUGCAGGGUUCUCCCUGUCCAAUUACACUAGUGCAGGGGAGGCCUGUGCUUGGACAGGGAAAAGGAAGGCAGAGCUUGGGAGAGACAAACAGGUCUCUGGAGGAGAGAGGAGGAGAAUGGAGGCGGAAGUGGGGUUAUCAAAAGGUUAGAAUAAUUGGGUGAAAGCUUUAUCAUUAUCAAUUGGCUCUGAAAUUAUCUAUUGGCAACUUGUAAAUUGUGAUUUUAUUGAUACAUAAAUUUAAUUAGUUAACUAUUAAGUUUUCUGAGUCUUGAUUCUACUGGGUAAUUAGGUGUUGAGGUGUCUGACACUGGAUUGUGUGGGGCAUUGCAUGGUAGUAGAGGAACUGGGGGCCCGUGAGGUCGGAGGGUUGGCUGAUGUUGGAGGGUGCUUGAGCGAGAUCGCCUAGCGUGUGCCCCAUCAGUUGCUGGCAGCAGGGCGGGAAUGUGCUGCACCAUUGUUUAGUAUUUCCCAUAACACAGUAAGUACAGCAUGGCCUCUCAGUGGCAUCAUCUGUAAGUUCUUUUGAGUGCUUAUGUAAAGCUAACAUAGAAGGAAGUGCAUUGAAAAUAAAAAUAAAGCCUUUCUGUCUACCA